AUGAUAUCGAUAUCAGAGAUAUCAAAGUCCAUGAUUCCGCACAAGACAGAGGAAGACCAUAGAAACAAAUGGGCGCCAAUAAGUAGAGCGACUCAGUCAUAUAGAGAGGAAGAGGAUAGGUUAAAUUUUGAGAGUGAGAACCCAACACCACGAAUAACAGGCAGAAAGAGACUGGAUACACCUGACUUGUCUCCUCGACGUGGUGGAGGUGUUUACAACUCAGACCAAUCGCCACCUAGGAAAAAAUCUUCGCAUAGAGCUGUAAGAGAUUCAGUCCAUAAUGGGAGGCAAGAUGCCUCUCCCGCAGCAGAUCAGAGUCCUCCAAGAGCUAGGCGGAGAAGGCAUGAUUCUGGUGAUUCUCUACCAGAGCAGUCACAAGAUCACAGUCUUGACUCACCACGGUUACAAGAAAGUCCCAAUAGGUCUCCUGUGAGGAGACGUAGGAAUGAUUCUUCUGACCUUUCACCUCCCAGGUCGGAACUGAAUAAAGAAUUGGAUCAAUCACCGCUAAGGAAAAGAGCAAAUAGUGAGUCUGAUCAGUCACCUGUUAGAAAACGUGCAAACAGUGAAUCUGAUCAGUCACCCCCUAGAAAACAUGGUAAUGGUGAUUCAGACCAGUCACCACCAAGAAGACAAAAAAAACCUGAUAGGAGAGACAUAAGAACAGAAAGUGGGAAACAAAAGAGAGUGGAUAAACAUGAAGAAAGAAUGGCUAGUGGACAGAAAGCUGGUCUUCUGAGUGGAAGUGACUUGAAGCGAGAAAAUGAAAGGAAACGGCAGAGAGAAGCUGAAAUGUUUGCUACAAUGGAUCCAAGUAUAUCAGGCAAAGGUUCAGAAACAGUGUACCGAGAUAAAUUGGGAAGAAAAAAGGACAUCAAGUUAGAGAGAAUUAAAAGAAGGGAGGAGGAAAGAAAGGAGACAGAAGAGAAUGAGAAAUUUAUGGAGUGGGGAAGAGGGGUAGCACAAACUAGAGAAAAUGAGGAAAAAGUUGCUGAUUAUCUACAUGAAGUGGAUAAACCACUGGCUCGGUACCGUGAUGAUGUUGACCUAGAUAAAAUGUUGAAAGAUCAGGAAAGAGAUGAUGAUCCCAUGUUGGCUUACAUGAAGCAGAAAAAGGCUAAACAGAAUGUAAUGGAGGGAAAGAAAGAAAAACCUGUGUACAAGGGCCCAGAUCCUCCCCCAAACAGAUUUAACAUCAGACCAGGAUACCGCUGGGAUGGUGUGAACCGCUCGAAUGGCUUUGAGAACAAACGAUUUGCCAUGUUAGCCAACAAAGCUGCUGCACAGACAGAUGCAUAUAAAUGGAGCACUGAAGAUAUGUGA
Messenger RNA from Pocillopora verrucosa, 1323 nucleotides. NCBI's taxonomy places the organism in Eukaryota, Metazoa, Cnidaria, Anthozoa, Scleractinia, Pocilloporidae. The record is from RefSeq and is a predicted model, not a curated record.